Molecule: messenger RNA, 1359 nt
Organism: Quercus robur (English oak)
Lineage: Eukaryota; Viridiplantae; Streptophyta; Magnoliopsida; Fagales; Fagaceae
Product: deSI-like protein At4g17486
Exons: 5
Coding region: 327-1010 (227 amino acids)
Biological process (GO): protein deubiquitination
Molecular function (GO): deubiquitinase activity
Source: RefSeq, a predicted model, not a curated record
CCGUGUGCUCUGAAUAAAAAAAGAAAAAACUUUCAAAGUAUUAAUAAUUUUUAAUAAAUCCCAGUCCCAACAGUGUACGAACAGAAACAGAUUCCAUUGAAAUUGAAAAUCCCACAAUUUCCCUGGAAUUCUGUCUCACUUUCCCAAUAAAGCAAAACUAGCAAAAACUCUGAAUUGCUCGCUCGCUCCCAAUCCAAAUCCGAUCUCAUUGUCAGACUCAGGGUGUUUGGAUUGGUGUUGAAGAUGAUGAGCUUGUGAGUGUGUAAAUAUUAUAUACAUAUGUAUGCAAAAAUUGGGUGUUGAGGGAGUGGCAAUUUGGUAAAAAAAUGCGGUUGUUCCCGUUGAGCUCUAGCUCGAGCUCAAGCAGGGAAAAGGAUGAGAGCGAUGAAACCAAAAACCAGGCGUUGUUGUACCUCAAUGUCUAUGAUCUCACUCCCAUUAACAACUACCUUUACUGGUUCGGCCUCGGGAUCUUCCAUUCUGGUAUCGAAGUGCAUGGUUUGGAGUAUGGCUUUGGAGCACAUGAGUACUCUUCCAGUGGGGUGUUUGAGGUGGAACCAAAAAGUUGCCCUGGCUUCAUCUUCAGACGGUCAGUGUUGUUGGGCAGCACUGAUAUGUCUCGUUCAGAGUUCCGGUCAUUCAUGGAGCACCUUUCUGCAAAAUAUCACGGGGACACCUAUCAUUUGAUUGCCAAGAACUGCAACCACUUCACAGAUGAAGUUUCUCUGCAGCUAACCGGAAAGUCUAUACCAGGAUGGGUUAAUCGGCUUGCCCGAUUAGUUUCAGGUUCUUUCUGCAAUUGUCUUCUGCCUGAAAGCAUCCAAGUUACAGCAGUGAGACAUCUUCCCGAUCAUCCAGUAUAUUCUGAUGAUGAUGGGUCAGAAUCGGUUGUAUCAUCUGCAUCAGUAGAGAGUGAAGGGGAGCAAAAUCAUCAUCUCCUGACCACACCAAAUGGCGAAGUGGCUUUUCUUAAGGAAAAACCAGUGAGGCUAGCAAGGGAGCUCAUGUGAUUCUUUCCUCCAAUUCCAGUUCCAAUUCUUUUGUCUCUUGGGUCUGUCUGUUGGUUGUUCUAGUAAUGUAUGAGCUCAGGUGUAUCAGUGAACAUGUCUCAAGUAAAUUUUUCUAAAAUUUUAAUAUAUGUUUCCUGGUACAAUAUUGAUGCCAAAAAGUUGUAUGUGGCCAGUAUUGUUUUGAAAUGUAUGAUUAUGCUUCAGAUAUUCCUAUAACUGCAUUAGAAGUUUGCUUAUUAGCAUGUUAGUAAUUCUUAAAUGUAAGGGCUCUUGUAUUUGCUAUUAAACUCAAAAGAAAUACUCUCAAAUUUAAUGAUGAGUAUUGCAGAUCCCAGAAAUUUGUUAUUAA